CGUCGAACAAACAUUGCGACGAAUUAACCCAGCGGUCCACUGUUCGCUUCAUUGUGGUUGACUGUACCUGGACGUGAAGAGUCAUGGCCGGUCAACUGCUUCUCCGAGGUUGUGGAGCAACGCUACGGUUGAGUCGAACGGCGAUAGCGCGCUCCAUGGCCACGUUGAAAGGAAUACCCACAGAUGAAGAACAAGCCACUGGCCUGGAACGCCGUGCCCUUGAAGCGCUAAAACUGGGAAAAGAUCCCUACAGUAUGCUGAAACCUAAGAACUACGCAGGAACCAAAGAUGACCCGCACAUCGUGCCUUGUAUCGGACAAAAGAGGCUGGUGGGCUGCCUCUGUGAGGAAGACAACACUGCGAUCGUGUGGUUCUGGCUUCAUGAGGGGAAAGCCCAGCGUUGUCCCUCCUGUGGGUCUCAUUACCAGCUGGUCCAUCAUGAGUUGCCUCAUUGAAAUCUUCACCCAAAGCAAUCUUAACAUCAUUGUGUCUGCUAAUCCAAAUCCAACACGUAUAUCAUCAAUAAAUUAAAAUACUCAACUG
Hippocampus zosterae (dwarf seahorse) is the source of this 543-nucleotide messenger RNA. RefSeq names its product cytochrome c oxidase subunit 5B, mitochondrial. Lineage: Eukaryota; Metazoa; Chordata; Actinopteri; Syngnathiformes; Syngnathidae. Bases 84 to 455 code for a protein of 123 amino acids. The transcript has 4 exons. The record is from RefSeq and is a predicted model, not a curated record. Gene Ontology annotation, biological process: mitochondrial electron transport, cytochrome c to oxygen. Gene Ontology annotation, cellular component: mitochondrial envelope.